GAUAGAGAGCUGGGUGUGUUUCAGUACAGUUGCUGGAGUGACAGUCUAGCAUUGGAAUACAACCUCUCCUACUGCAGUUGUGUAACAAUCCCUCCUACUGCACGAUUACCUCACUUGGACAGUGUAAAAUAUCCUAGAUACCACCGUUCACGAGGAAGUACUCGGCUUCCUCCCAACCUUUUCCAGGUAAGUUGAGUCAGAUUUCAGCGUACAUAUGUCAACUUGGCUUUUCUGUUUUCUGUGCUCACACAUAUUCAGCAAUACAUGUUGUUUUUUUCCUUUGCUUUCUCGGCUGUUUUUUUUUUUCUUUUGUUGUUUUGCAGAGUUUUCCGUUUGAAAAAUGGAAUGUAAACUUUACAGCUAUGCAUGUUGUAUGUCGCCUUUGGCUCACUGAACAAAACGUGUGGUACGGUCACUUUCACAAUGUUUGUUUUUUAGACACUUUGUAGUUUAUUCACUAAACACUGAAUUGUAUUGAAUUGCAAAACUAAAUUGCAAAAUUAAGGCUAAAAUAGCUACGCGUUGAUUAUACUUGAGUUGCAGAUUGUGUUCCAAAGCAGCACUUUUUGUCUACAUUUUGCAAUUGUGUUUUCAGUUCACUAUAACUGAAUGUUUAGUUAAAGCAUUUGUAAAACUACCAUGCAUUUCAAAUUCAUUUUCAGUAAAUGUCGGCGACAAUGAAGUACUGUUGUAUAUCAACUGCGGCAGAGCUGUCUGUUUCUGACAUCUAACAUGCAUUAAAGCCUGUAUGUCGUUUUAACAUUGUGGAAACUGAUUCAGCAGUUUUUAAACAAUGUUAGUAACACAUUUAUAUUUUACACCGCCACUGCUUGUAUGUACCAACACAUUAGACAGCAUACACCUGGCCUCCCCUUCUGAUUGGUUGUUGGGUUUUAUUAUGCUUUCUAGAUUGACUGCUGUCAUAUUAUCCAUAGAUGAUGCAAUUUAUUCAGGCAUUAUAGUGUUUGUGGGCACAGCUGACACACAUCGUGCAUAUACUUAUGUUUAAAGGCACUAUAAGCUAAUUCUACUCAGUGCCAUCUUAACAACAUUAUGGGCCCCCGGGCAAAGCAGUGCCCUGGGGCCGUGCCUACACAACAACUCACAGGAAUACAAAUGUAAAUUAUAGAUAAAAUUAAGCUUAUAUUUAUUACUACCUCCAACAUAUGCAAUACAUACAUACACACAGACUGCUGACACAUUCACAGACUGCUGACACAUUCACACACAGAGUGCAGAACUCCACGUGCUGUGGGCAGUGGUGUAUCCUGGUUUUGUGCUGCCCUAGGCAUGACAAAACUCAGGCGCCCUGGGGGCGGAGCCAGCUCUCGGCAUGAACGGUCGCACUUCUCCUGCUCUCUGCCGACCGCAGCCCAAAACCGGACGAAAAAGACCCCAAAAGCCUUCCCUUCUGGUAACAGACGGCCUGCAACUACUCCCCCUGAUAUGGGGAGAAAGACCAAAAAGCCGCGGCCCGAUCGCCCGCGAUUUACGGCCGAUAUCGGCGAUUUACUGAGGAGGCCGCAUGGCGCGGCGGCGCCCAACAUGGCGGCCGAAUAUGAGGAUUUCUCAGAAAGCUCGGACGACACAUCCCUCCACUGCCCUGAGACACUGGGGUACAAGGGACCUCCUAAACUCAAACAACAGCCGAUGGGCUCCCCAAUCACUACGGAGAUUCUUACCUCUCUCCUGACUGACCUACGCCAGUCGCUCUCUGCAGAGAUCUCCCAGGUAAGGGAGGAUGUAAAGGGGUUCACUGAUCGCCUCUCAGCAGUGGAGCAAUCCACCCAGGCACAAACAGCACAAAUAACAGAGCUGCAGAAUCAGGUCAAAGACCUCUCCUCAGCCCACAUCACACUCACCCACCAACUAGCAGCAAUGGAAGACAAAAGGAGGUGGAAGCAUGUUAAAAUCAGAGGCCUCUCAGACGCAAUUGCCCCAGCCGAACUUCCCCACCUACUCAGAAGGCUUUUCACAGCCCUCCUGUCCCCCAAACAAGCUAAAGGGGUGCAGCUAGAUGGCAUGUUCCGCUUACCCAAGCCGACACAACUUGCAAAUUCAGCGACAAGUGACCUUCUGGUCAAAUUUCAAAAUGGGCAAGACAAAACUGCCUUAAUGGGCUCCAUCAGGGGACAAAAUCCAUACCGCUUUGAGGACAUGGACUUAACGUUCUAUUCCGACCUCUCACGCACAACACUGCAAUGGCGGAAAUCUCUCCGACCACUUACAGCGGCAUUGACGGCUAAGGGAGUGAAGUAUCGCUGGGGACCAUCACACAUACUCCUCAUCCAACACCAAGGCAAGGAAUAUAAAGCGACGGACGUCGCAGAAAUGGACACUGUCUUGACCGACAUGGGACUACGGCCAUCUUCAACCGCUACAACCUGGGAUCCGACUAAAGUUGUCCCAUUUGUUCCAGCAUCCAGGGGAACGCUUGGAGAGCAGACUACCUGAACCGGGACUUUUGAGUUACUCUUGUUUUGCUUUUUGUUUUGUUUUAAUGUUCUCCCUCUUAUACACACCGCUGUAAACGUACAAGUUUACUCCCAGGGCAUAGGCCCUAUUGAGGGGUAACCCAGAAACCCCUACACACACAUAGCAGGAUUGCUAUACGGCUUUUAUUUGCCGCCGAACCGGGCAGAACCCGGACUAAUUGGCUCCCUUUAAUACCAAAACCCCCCCAGCUCCAACGCAUUUACUCUACCACGAGAUCACUAAUUAGGAGCUGCACAAAUACACUACCAGGUUGCACGUCAGUAUCCUCUUUUAUCCUCUCACUCACACGACAAUCUAGGCCGUGCACAGCCCUCUCUGUCCACAAGGCCUUACGACCUUACACACGGCCUAUAGCUGGAAUUUCUAACUGAUCCACAACACGGGCGUAUUAACAUACUCCCUCAGAACACAGGGUCCCAUUUCACUUUUGACUCAAGAGGCACAUAAGCAUGCACCUUGCCUUCCACUGUAGGCAUACUCCAGUCCAUAAGCAUAUACGCCGACACUAACCAUACGACCAGGAUUGAAAUUGCUCUUUUUCUAUCCUAUUUUCAGUGGCUGCAUUAUGUUGAAUCUUUUAUAUAACCCUUUUAAAAAAUUGUGCCGAUACUCACAUGCCAUGCUAUUGUUAUACUAUUCUAUUGAUUGCAGCUUGCUAUAGCUGUCGUGGCUAUUCAAGCGUAUUGUUUAUGUAUGCACUACCAAAAUAAAGAAUUUAUAAAACUCAGGCGCCCUCCCCUCCCCUCCGCCACCUUUCCCUUCCCCUGCCCCCCCCCCUUCCCGCCUUCUAAAUACACACACACAUUCACUGACAGACACACAUACACUAGCUAACAGACACGCAUACACUCUUACUAACAGACACACACAAACUAACAGACACACUCACUCACUCAUUUACAGACACACACACUAACACACACACUCACUCAUUAACAGACACACACACACACUCACUAACAGACACAGACACACACAAUCUAAUAGACACACACACACAUUUUUUUUAAUACAAUCCCCCCAGCCUCCUUACCUUUGGGAAUGCUGGGGUGGAUUCUCAUUUCCCUGGGGUCCAGUGGGGCUGCUGGCCGGCCGGCCGGCCGGCCGGUGACUGCAGGCGGCGAGGGAGCACUGUUCCUCCUGUUCAGCUCCCUCGCGCGCUGCAGAGUGAUGCCUGGAGCCGUAAUAUGACGACAUAUUCCGGCUCCCGGCAUCACUCUGUGGCACGCGAGCAGAGAGCUCACUAAUCAGUGCUCCUUCGCCAGCGCCGCCUGCCCGCCUGGAUUGUCAGUUAGCCGCUAGGGCUAAUACGUCCCUGGCUGUGGGGGGUUCUGUGUGUGUGUGUUUGUGUGUGAGAGAGAGAUGCUGUGGCUGUGUGUAGGGUACUGUGUGUGUUGCAAAGUUUGAGGGGUGCAAGUAGCACAUUUAAAAAAAAAAAAAUAAUACUCUACAUUAAUAAAAUCUUCACCCCCCCCCCCCCAUCUUACCUUUGGUGAAGGAGGGGGGGGGGGACAGUCAGCUCUGGUGGUCCGGUGGAUGUGAGUUCUGUAUAGCUUGCAGCUUGUCUGGCUACAGGCUGUCUCCUAUCUUCCCGCGUGCAGAAUGCUGUGUGGGGCAUUGCCAUGGAAACGCGCAGCAACGCUCCACACAGCCUGCUCGCGGGAAGAAAUGUCUUCCUGGUCCCUCCCCAUGCCUCCGAGUACUGCCUCAUUCUGUCUCCCCGAUCAAAGGACCUUUGGGCCGGUGAGGAAGAUCUCUGAUCUCCUCACCGGCCCGAGAGGGCCAAUGGCAAGAAAAUCGGAUCUCCCCUAUCGGCCUGGGCACAUGGAGAAAAAGGUAGUGUUUACAUUACUGCCUAGUAACACCUCUAGUGGCAGUCACUCAGACGUUGACUGCUCCCCAUAGAUAUGCACUGAUUUAUUGCAUCUCUAUGAGGAAUAUGCUUAUUGGCACAGGGCAACAUAUUGCUACGCAUGCGAAAUAACCUCCCAAUGCUUUCGUAUGGGAAAGCAUUGGAUUAAGAUUGAUCAUCAAGAUUGAUGAUCUCAGCCAAGGAGGCAAGGUGGAGCCAAAUGCAACAAGACCGUUGCGGCGCUUCAAAGAAAGGUGAGCAAAAAUACUUUUUAAAAGUAAGCAGGGGGGUCGGCGGCCUAAAUGAUGAUUUUAAAACUAUAGUGUCUGGAAUACAUGUUUGCAUUCCUGACAUUAUAGUGUGCCUUUAAGCAAGGAAGCCAUCUAUGCAAACUUCCCGUUAACUUUUCUCACGUUUGAAUAAUUCUAUUGAAUCUGUGGCAUGCAAACUCCACACAUGCAUAAAAACACAGUGCUCAGAACCAGGGAGGGACAAUGCAUGUGCAUGCACUAUAAUAGCACAAUCUUGCAAGUGAGAAGGCUGGCUAGGAUGGUGUGAGUAGCUGUGCAUUCUUAUGCCUUACAUAUACUUGGGUGGCUUAUUCUCCAAAUUAUGUCAGUGGGAAGAGAUUUACUGGGUUAUUAAACACAAGCAAAUUUUGCACCAUAACCACUACAGAAGUAUGAAAGUGUCCCUUUAACCACAUUAUUAUUUGUGUUAAUUUUUGCCUGAUUUGUAUACCACUAUUUUAAUUUUUUUAGCAUGUGCAUGUUAACAAGGGAAAGAUUAUUUAGCUCCACCUUUACUAAGUAUCAAGACUGCCAUUACUCCACCCCAUUUCAGAAGCAGUUUGACCACUUUUAGGCCACUUCCACAAGGUUUUAGCCAAUCUCCUUUGCACUGAGCUAUUGUACUCACAAUAUAAUAGGAAGGGGUAGAGCCUAAACAAAUGAACUGCUUGUACUAUCAGGUAUGACAAUGGCACACUCUAAAUUUUUACUAAAUUGCAAUACAUCAAGUACUUUAAGUGACUGAUAUUUCUUUAGCAUAUAUAAGGGUAAUUAAGUUUGCUCCAGCGGAGCAAAAUGCAAGGAUAAUUUUCAAAUUUAUUUUGAACUUUCUAUUUAAGUAUUACCUAUAGAAAUUCAGAUGCAAAGUUGAAAAUAACCUUUAAAACAUUUUGCAGGUUUUAAAUACACGGUCAAGUGAUUAAACCCCGUAGCAGUUUGCUGUCAGCUACAGAACAAAACAGGAAAUGUUUGGAUUCAGUAGAGAGGAUAGAAUUUCAGACAUGCUCUAAACACACAAUUGCUACCUAAUGACCUCCUAUUUAAUGUGUUUGUGUUUUUGGAAAAAAGCUCACGUCACCCACUUCCUGUACAGGCAGCUAGUAUGAAAAUGGUCAAAUAAAAACAUAAACAGGAUUAUUCACAAAUGUGGAAAACUAGAUACAAUUUUAAGUUUAAGACCUUAAAAAAUAAUUUUUCCAGUUUGCCUUCUUUGACCAAAAAAUUUGAAAUUCCCUAAAAUUGACACUACAGUAAACAGAACAAAACAGGUUUCAUUACAAAUGGCCGCAAAUUGAAAUCUGAAUGACAUUUAGAGAUAUGCACAUGUUUAUCUAGAUUUUUGUUCAUCCUUUAGAUUGUAAACUCACGGGCAGGGCCCUCUACCUUUCAUAUUGGUCUGUUUAUACUGUAUUGUCUCUUUCCUAUUUGUACAGCACUGCAGAAUAUGUUGGCGCUUUAUAAAUAAUAUUAAAUAAAAGAUCAUGCUGAUUGGCUAUUUAUAAGAAAUGCUAUUCCAAAUGUCCUUAUUUAAGAGGUAGAGUCCCUAGUUUGGGCACUUAUCCCCCUGCCCCUCUUCUCUAUGAUCUCAGUAUUGUUGGGUGUGUCUGAGCAUAUAACAGAGCUCUACAGCAAUAAUAAUCACAGCAAUGUUUCUUUAAACCGCAAUAAAUGUUUAUAAAUCAGUCUGCAGAGAUAUAAUGUGUUGUUUUUGUUCUAAAUUACAUUUUCGUUGCAUAAAUGAUCAGUAUGACAGCCACUAGAGGCUGACUUAACCCUGCAAUGUAAGCAUUGCAGCUUCCAAAAAAAAUGCACUUUUUUUCACUGCAGGGUUAAAUCUAAAGGUCCACUGCCUCCAAAUCACUUCCUUAAGAUGAAGUGACCUUAGUGGACCUUUAAGUGCUCGUUGGCAGCUGUUAGCAUGUCAAUAAAUAUCCAAUCUGAGAUUAUAAUUGUAAUGCUAUAAUGGCUCAUUGAUGGGGAUUAAAAAUAUAUAUUUUAAAUGAAUGCAAGAAAGAGACUGGUAGAAUCUGCACUAAUUUACAAGGCUCUCACUGAAAGCUGGGGUUCAGAACCCUUUUUUUUUGUUUGUUUUUUAAAGCAAUGCAUGGAUUGCAAAUAUUGUGGCAGUGUCCUCUUGCUGUUCUAAUGCUUUCUCUAAGUAGGUUAUUUAUUGGUGGGCAUCAAUAAAUCCUGUUUCCAGGAUGACAUCUUGCAAAAAUUGCAUUUAGAAAGCAUUUAGCUUUGUGCUACCCCAUCUGGUGGGUAUCAUGGGAAUAGUUGGCACAAAUAAAACAAGGCGUUUUAUGCGUGCAAGUGAGCUCCGGCCCUGAUAAUAAAUUAUUCAUUAUCUUUUAUGAAACCUAACACAGAUUUCUAGGUGCAGUAUUUACUAAUAGCUGGUACAAAGAACAGACUGAUACUCGUUAACAUACUGAACUGUUGUUUUUGCAAUAGUUACAAUUCAUUUCAUCUCAUUCUUGUAUCUCACUUUUAUGUUAUAUAUAUUAUUAUUAUUAUUAUUAUUAUUAUUAUUUUUAUUUUAAACCAGGCACAUUCGACUUUGUGGUUUAACUUGCUAAGAACCCAAGAUGAAGCUGUCUAUUAUUGGGGCUACAGGUCAGACGGGACUUUACUUGGUAAACCAAGCCUUGGAACAGGGUCACGCAGUGACGGCUCUUGUACGAAAUGUCAGCAAAAUCACCAUUCAGCAUGACCACUUAAAGGUUUGGAACAACUGUAUAACCUUGUCACCUGUGUCCCGCUUGUCCCUUUAAUUGCUUAUGGCCCAAUAUGUCACCAUGACAGUCUGAUACUUAACAACGUGUCAUCAUGUAAGGAGUAUAAAAACACACUUACAAACUAAAAAGCAGUGGGUCACCAUUGUAGAUAGAUAUAGAUAUAUAUAUAUAUAUAUAUAUAUAUAUAUAUAUAUAUAUAUAUAUAUAUAUAUAUAUAUAUAUAUAUAUAUAUAUAUAUAUAUAUAUAUUAAAAAGGAAUUAAAUAGCAAAUAGUGCUCAAUGAUAUAAAAUCAUAGAUACAAGUAAAUAAAAUAAGAGGUACUCACAAAGUAGGAGCAAAACCAGAACUUUUUAUUUAUUUAAUUUUUUUGCUCAAUCCCAAUUGCGUAGGUGGUAUAAUCCCCACCAAGGAUAUAGCUGGAGAUUUUUUUUUUGAGUAAAGCCUGUAAUUCCUGAUGGUGGCCAUGGUGCUGCACACCAGCAUGAAGUAGCGUGUGUCCAUUAAAUAUAUAUUAGCUGGCGAUCUUAUAGAGAAAUGAUCAACUGAAGGUAAAAUAAUAUACCAGUACAUAAAAAGAAAAAUAAACACAAUAUUUUUAUAUAGAUUUACUUUAUAUUUUUCUUUUUAGUCUUUUCGCAUUUGCGUAAAUUAAUUGAGUAACAAUUAUCCUCCUUGAUUCAUAGGUUGUGGAGUGUAAUAUAUUUUCAUCAGAAUCAUUGGUUGAGCACUUUAAAGGUCAAGAUGCUGUCCUUUCCUGUCUGGGCUUUCCAUAUAAAAUGUUUUCGUCCAUCAGUGGAUACACUGACUCAAUGGCGGCCAUCGUGUCAGCCAUGCGCCAGAGUGAAGUGAACAGGAUUGUAACAAUGACUUCUUGGUAUACUGAUAGUAAGUAUCUGUAUUGUACUUUUAUACAAGCAUCAAUCUCUAUAUUGCAAGUGCUGCAGUGAGGUGUAACAGAUGGGGGAAAUCUGGGGGAGUUCUUUUAAUAAAAACUGCAAUUAUUACCUGCUAAGGCUAACUCCACCUCUAGGGCUGUCUACCAGACAGCAAAUAGAAGGACCUCAGGGUUUCUGUGUGACUUUUGGUCUCCUAAGUGAUGCUGGACGUCCUCACGCUAUUCGUGGGAUGUCCAGCGUUACCCAUAACCACAUAGGAAAGCAUUGUAUAUUGUUUUCCUAUGGGGAAAUCCCUAAUGCAAACGCGGCCUUCAUCACUCAUGGGCAUUAGAUUUCCCCGCCAGCUGACAUCUGGAGGAGUGGAGCCUGAGCUAGCGCCAGGGACAUCUGCACUUGACUCAGGAAAGUGUCAGAAGGGGUUUUUAACCCCUUCUGCGCCACAGGUGGGGGACACCAGAUAGUGUGGUAGACGGCCUCUAGAAGAGGAGUUAACCAUAGCAGGUAAUUAUUGCAGUCUAUAAAAACUGCAAUAAUUGCAUGCUCAGGGUUAUGUGUGAUGGGACAUUGCACCCAGACCGCUUCAAUGAGCUGAAGUGGUCUAGUUGCCUACAGUGUCCCUUUAAUUACAAAAUCUCCAUAGAAUAGUAGCUAAAUAAUAUCUAUAUGUUAUAGCAAGCUUUAAAUCGUGUCUAUGUAUGUGUGCUAAUCAGACAACAUUUGCAACAAAACAACUUUGAAACUUGAUGUUCUGUAUCCUGUAGUAUAUAUCCAUUAACUAUAACUCACACGUUUGUGUUUAUUUUCACAGCAAGCUCGGCUCAGAAUUCUUCGUUUUUUGUGCGCAAUGUACUUAUACCUCUCAUUAGAAGUGUGCUUAACAAUAUGCGUGAGAUGGAGCAAUACUUGGAAAAGGAAUGCUCUGAUAUCAACUGGACUGUCGUACGGCCACCUGGACUCCAAAAUAUUACUGCCACGGGUAAGCAAGGGUGACCAGCUUUAAAUAUACACUGAUCCUUUUUAAUUAAUGUAUGAUUUUGGAAAAGUUCCAGGUGUGCUAAACAUUGGUAAUCUAAUAUUUCAGUAUAGAAAGUGCAACAGAAAAGAUUGUGGGCAUUUAAGAAAUUCCAAGUUUAAAAUGUCAGGUGUCAGAAUAAUGAUGGCCUAAUUCAUAAGACAAUCAUAUUGAUUAGAACACUGUUUAUAAUUGUGUACAUGAUUACAGCUCAAGGUAUAAUGGAGCACAAUGGAGAUGCUGUGCACUAUAACUUUUAUCACUCUCAGCUGGGCAAAUAUUUCUGUAAUUUGUAUUGAGGUCAAAGGUUCUGGAUAACUUCAAACUGUUGAACUGCAGAGUAUAUAGUCCAUUACUAAGGCCUAUCAUACCAAUAAAAAAAUGAUCAGUAAGUAUUUAUAAACACGUUCUGAUUAUUCACUAAAGUGAAUGUUGACAUGAAUUUCAAAUUUCAGGCCACAAUAGUCAAACUGGAACAUUUCUCUGUCUUCUUCCAGUUUGUCUAUUUUGGCCUUGAUUUUGAAAUUACAUUUAUUUUACCAACAAAUCUUUUAGUGAAUAACCCUGCUAAGUUUACACAUAUGGAAGGGAGAGUAUAGGCAUGAUCGAAACAUACAAAGGCAUUCACAAACCGGACUUUACAUAGGACACGAGGCCAUGCGUUUAGACUGGAAGAAAGAAUAUUUCGUCUAAGGCAAAGGAAAGGUGUUUUUUUUUUUUUUACUGUAAGAACAAUCAGGAUGUGGAAUUUUCUGCCUGAAGAAGUGAUUUUAUCGUAGUUCAAACAGCUACUAGAUGCAUACUUGCAAAAACAGAAUAUUCAAGGAUAUAAUCUUUCAAUGUAGGGUAAUAACUGCUUGAUCCAAGGAUAAAUCUGACUACCAUUCUGGGGUCAAGAAGGAAUUGUUUUCCUAGUUUGUUGCAAAAUUGUGCUUCAAACUGGGUUUUUUUGCCUUCUUUUGGAUCAACAGCAAAAAACAAAUGUGAGGAAGGCUGAACUUGAUGGAUGCAAGUCUCUUUUCAGCUAUGUAACUAUGUAACUAUCAUUUUAUUAAAAACAUUUAAAGUAGCCUUUUGUUUCCAGAGACUAUCAAAAAAAAAAAAAAAAAAUUUGUAAAAAAAAAAAAAGAUACAGUUAAUUAGAGGUGUCAACCUUGUAGUUUGAGAGCUGUAAUAUGGACACACUUUCUCACAGUGCCUGUAAAAAUAUUUAUUAUUAAUUUAUUUUAUAAAGCGCCAACAAACUCCGUAGCACUGUACAAUGGGUGGAUUAACAGAUACGUAAUUGUAACCAGAAAAGUUGGAUGCACAGGAACAGAGGGGUUGAGGGUCCUGCUCAGUGAGCUUACAGUCCCGAUUGUAUGAUACAUCAUCUUCUUUCUGCAGAAAAAGAAAUAAUCACUCAUGAAGGCUAUUUUGUUCCUGAUGAAAAAGGUUACCCAAUAACAAACACUGUGGCUCGUGGAGACGUGGCAAGGUUCAUGCUCUCUGCCAUUAAUGACGAUCAAUGGACAAGAAAAACUAUUGCAAUGUGUUGUAAAGGUUAAAGUGACUAAUUACAUCCACUUGGCACUCAUGAAACUUAUGUAUCACACAAAACAAUGCACGGUUAUUGCAUGAUAUUUUUUAUGUAUUAAAUAUUUUUUAUGUAAAAGAUCAAUUUGUGAAAUAAACCUAUUCUGUACCUUCUGCAAUUUUGAACUUUCCAUCUCUUUUUGCAUACUGGAUCCACAAAGCUGUACACUUAGCAUGGAAUAUUUACAAAUAAUUUAUUUUAUAUUUUUUACCAUUAAAGGGACACUCCACGUGUUUGGAUUUCUAACACUUCAGUGUUUCUUUAAAGGAGAACUGUAACUUCUCUGGAAAAUAUUAAAUAAAACUCCCCUAUUGUGAUGAGGAUAGUUGGAACUGGCCAAUAGCUUAGGAAUUUUCUGGAAAUGGCACCAUUUCAUAAAACAUUACAAUCACCUAUAUCUUAAUGGGCAUCGGGUGGGGGGGGGAUGCUUUAAAUUGUAAGGGGUGGAGACCUAGUGUACUUUCCCAUGGCCCCCACCCAUGCCAGCAGGUGAAGGCUCUAACAUACACAAUAAGGGGCAUCAGGUGGGGGAUACUUUAAGUUGUAGAGGGAGGGGACCUAGUGUACUUUCCCAUGGCCCCCACCCAUGCCAGCAGAUGAGGCCAAACUAUCUUGGCAUGGGUGGGUGACAAGAGAAGGAGCCCUAGGUCCCACUCCUUAUUAUACAUACUACAUCCAUUAGGCCCCUACAAUUUAUAACUAUUAGGGCCUCCACCCACUGGCAUGGGUGGGCGACAGGGAAGGGUCCCCCAUUAUUAUACAGACUAGGGCUCCCACAUGCCAGCAUGAAUGGGGGCCAAGGUAGGUAACACUAGGUUACCCCCCUCUCCCCCCAUUUUAUAACUGUUUUUGUUUUCCCAUUCAACAGCUUAAGUGGAGACCAGGGAGGGGACAGUCCACCGUUAUUAAACAUAUUUGGGCUCCCACCCACUUAAAGUUUAAAGUAUCCCUGCCAGAUGAGCAUGCAAUAUGAAAGAUUGGGUAAAAUGUCGAGUACUGAGCAUUUAAGUAGCACUCAUUUAAAAAAAUUAAAAAAAUAAAAUUUUUGGAACUGACAUUACAAUCCAGUUCAAUCAUUACAAAGUCAGGGCACAAACUGCAAAAGAGGAGAAAAGGAAACUGUUUUAAUUGUCUUGUUCUCUAUACUGAUUGCCAGCUGCAAAGGACAGCAUUUGAAACAAUGAGAGAUUAGGAAACAAGAAAGAGGCACUGUUCUAGGACAAAGCA
Pelobates cultripes (western spadefoot toad) is the source of this 12088-nucleotide messenger RNA. NCBI's taxonomy places the organism in Eukaryota, Metazoa, Chordata, Amphibia, Anura, Pelobatidae. The record is from the annotation of a GenBank genome assembly.